Messenger RNA from Penicillium taxi, 570 nucleotides. RefSeq lists its product as uncharacterized. Lineage: Eukaryota; Fungi; Ascomycota; Eurotiomycetes; Eurotiales; Aspergillaceae. The transcript has a single exon. The coding region runs from base 1 to 570 and encodes 189 amino acids. The record is from RefSeq and is a predicted model, not a curated record.
AUGUCAAAAGCCCAGCCAAUAGAGUUCUCGCGGCAAGCCCGUGAAAAUCUUUUGAAAAGGAUUAUCGAUCUUGAGAGUCUUAUCUAUGAAAAGGGGUUUAGACUGAAUGAUCUUCACCCCCGAAAUGUCAUAAUCACUUCACAAGAGAGUGUACGCCCUGUGGUUUUCAUUGACUUGGCUAAUUCAAUUGUUUUUGAUAAACCGGAUUCCAGCGACGACUCUGAUUCUGUCGAUCUUUCUGGUCAUGAUGUUGAUGAUGAUUUUAUGAACCAAAUAAAGGCUUUGAGGAAAAACAUGAAACUAGUACGACACCUCACUGGAUACGUUUCACCCCUAGUCCGUUGGAGAGAGCAAGAACCACUUGGCCAUGCAUUUCACGAUUGGCUUGGCGAAGAAAUCUAUUGCAACUAUUGGAAUAACUGGAUUGACACUGAGUAUGCUAGCACCUGGACAACUAUCAAGCCGGAGAUGUUAGCCAGGUGGCCAGUACGUGAGGGUCGGGGCGUCAAAUUGCGAAGAGGACUCCCGUAUGAAGAGUUCAUCUUGAGGUUCAAGCAUAUAUCAUUGUGA